UUCCACAUCAGCAGCAGCAGCAUUAACCACCUGGAACAAUCAGCCUAAAGGUGACACAAAAAUGACUCCUAAGCAAACAACCUGAUCCAAAUCCUGCAUUAAAAGAUUCCCACGAUGAGAAGAUGGAUGUGAAACAGACCGUGGCGGCUCAAAUUACAACCUCAGAUUCAGUUUGUUUUCAGCCUGCAACCAGCGGUGAUACUACGUGUGAUAGCUCACUAACUGAAUCACAUUACCCAGGAGCUAAGAACAUCAAUUCAAAAGAUGAUUCAGUGAAGGCAGAUGCUGAGAUAAGGUCAAACACAGGCCUCUCUGAGAGCAUGUCUUCAAACAGCCCGCAAUCAGCUGUUUUACAUGAGACAACAUCAUGUGAGCAGAGUGGUGAGAUCGUUGAGGAAUCCAGACCUUCCUCGGCUGAGUUAACAGAGAACGGUGGGGAAAUUAACUCCUCUAAGACACUUAAUGAGGAGAAGACUGAUGCCAAUGGAGAACCUUCAGCAGUUAAGAGUGAAACCAAAACCAAAACAUCUGGCUCUGACGGAGCAGAUACUCUAUUAGGAGACAGGCAGGUAGCAAAAGAGGGCCCUGAAGAUGUGGCUGCACCACCUGCUGAUGCUGGUGCACCUUUGGUUGAUGGGUUGGUUAUCACACAAGAAAUCAGCCAGAUCCCAGCCAGCACACAUCUGGAUCGCAACUCAGAAAAUGUUCCAGCAGACGGAACUGAGAGAGAUGGUGUCUCAAUGAGAGACAAGUCCCAGAGCCCACCAAGACCCAGGCCUGUUUCUGACCUCAUAAAAGAGACGAUUCAGCUGCAUGAGAAGUUGCAGCACCAUGAUCGACCCAAACUAGCAGAAGUUAAGUCUGCUGAGGAGCUGGCCCAGUCCGUGAAGGUGGCGCAGAUGAAAGCAGCUUUUGAUUCGCCUCAAAAAUCCCCAGACAAGACAGUCGAGAGGAAGCCAUCAGUGAGGAGAGAUAUGAGACGAGUAGUACGACAGAGCAAAUUCCGUCAUAUCUUUGGCCAGGCGGUGAAGUAUGACCAAUGCUACGAUGACAUUCGGGUCUCAAGGGUCACAUGGGACAGCUCCUUCUGUGCAGUCAACCCCAAGUUUGUUGCCAUAAUUAUUGAGGCCAGUGGCGGCGGAGCUUUUCUCGUUCUCCCUCUUCAUAAGUCAGGACGCAUUGACAAAUCCUACCCAACAGUAUGUGGUCACACAGGCCCUGUGUUGGACAUCGACUGGUGCCCACACAACGACCAGGUCAUUGCCAGCGGCUCUGAGGACUGCACAGUGAUGGUGUGGCAGAUUCCUGAGAAUGGCCUUGUGUCCUCCAUGUCUGAACCAGUGGUGGUUCUGGAAGGCCACUCAAAGCGUGUGGGAAUCAUCACAUGGCAUCCAACAGCACGAAAUGUCCUCCUUAGUGCUGGUUGCGACAACCAGAUAAUCAUCUGGAAUGUGGGCACAGGAGAGGCCAUGAUCUCCUUGGAGGAUAUGCAUCCUGAUGUCAUUUACAAUGUGACCUGGAACCGCAAUGGUAGCCUUAUCUGCACUUCCUGCAAGGACAAGUCAAUCCGUGUCAUCGAUCCCCGGAAGGAGACCAUUAUUGCUGAGAAGGAAAAGGCACACGAGGGCGCUCGACCAAUGAGGGCCAUUUUCCUCUCCAACGGCAACAUCCUCACCACCGGCUUCAGUCGAAUGAGUGAGAGGCAGCUGGCUCUCUGGAAUACGGAAAACAUGGAGGAGCCGAUGACCGUCAACGAGAUGGACACGAGCAAUGGGGUGCUGCUGCCCUUCUAUGAUCCAGACACCAGUGUUGUUUACCUCUGUGGAAAGGGUGACAGCAGCAUUCGUUACUUUGAGAUCACGGAUGAGGCUCCAUACGUUCACUUCCUGAACACCUUUGCGAGCAAGGAGCCGCAGAGGGGCAUGGGCUACAUGCCCAAGAGAGGCCUUGAUGUCAAUAAGUGUGAAAUUGCAAGGUUCUAUAAACUGCAUGAAAGGAAGUGUGAGCCUAUUGUGAUGACUGUACCAAGAAAGUCGGACCUGUUCCAGGACGACUUGUACCCGGACACAGCGGGACCAGACCCUGCCCUGGAGGCGGAGGAGUGGUUCGAGGGCAAGAACGGAGACCCCAUUCUCAUAUCCCUAAAGAACGGCUAUGUCCCUGGCAAGAACCGAGAGUUCAAGGUCGUCAAAAAGAACAUUUUGGACAGCAAGGUCAACAAGAACAUGGAGAAGUCAAUCCCUGCCAACAAGUCUGCUUCUUCAACUCCAUCAAUUAAAUCUGAGGCAAAGAUGGAGGAGAUCUUGAAAGAAAUCAAAUCCCUCAAGGACCUGAUCAGCAGUCAGGAGAAGCGAAUCAUCAAACUUGAAGAGCAGAUGUCCAAAGUUGCCAUUUAGGGGCCAUUUAUCCCCCCAUCCCACUACAAUUCAGGACGUUCCUUUAGCUGGGGACUUCAGGGUGAGCGGGAGCAGUAAUCCUCUGUCUUUCUGACGGCGUUUGGUCUGAAUCCUGCCAGCCAACGAUCCCCAGCAACAUUCCAGAUGAACUUUUUCUUAGCGAGAUCCCAACCCUCAGUUUAACACAGGUGGAAUAAGAAGGAUUUGGUAAAUUUAGCAGAAAGUACUUUUGCUUUUUGAUGAAAAGAACAUUCCUUUUUAUUCUGUUUCAGUCUUUUAAUUCCCCUAGCUGAUUAAAAAAAGAGGUCUUAAUUUGACUCAUUUUAGACUGACCAAAUCAACAACAGUUCCAGUUUCUGAUAUCUCUACAUUUUUAAGUAGGUGCCAGUGUUUCAUGUUGGCGUGUCCCAAAACGAAAAUGUUGCCAAAUUUAAAUUGUGUUUACACCUCCUGAACAGUAUUUUCUUUCUCUUUCUCUGUGAGACUGUUUUAGACUCAAACAGUGAAGCUUGGUGAAGUAGACUGCUUAUAUAAAGAGGAGAAUUUAAUCAUUUUACUACUAUGAAAACUGGUAAAGUAAUUGUAACAUGAUUGAAAUUUAAAUACCGGUUAAAGAAAAUGCAUUCCAGUUUUCCAGUCAACAUUAAACAUUUAGAAAAUAUCCCAAAUCACAAAUCCUUUGUCUUAGUUAAAACUGCACAAAUCUAUUCCUGCUUUUUUUUUUUUUCCCAUUGACCUCCAUGUAGACAUGCAUACCUUUCCUUCCCGCUACAUUCACAUGAACUCUGAAACUAUUGUAGAAAAUCACAUUCCACUGAUCUUAUUGGACAUUCAUGAAAGGACCAAGAAAAAUUCCCGCCUCCUCUCUCUGUAAACGGUCUGCUGUAGCAGCUCUGUGGCGCUGGUCACCUAGUUCAUGCUUUAUGUGGUGCAUGUGGAAAGAACAAUAAGAGCUUUUUUUCUUUCAUCUUUGCCGCAAAAACUGAUUUGUUUUUGUAGGACCUGCAACUUCCGGUCUCAGCGUUUGUUGUAAAUGGUCUUGCUAAACCCACAUGUAGUUAGUUUAUGUUUUCUGUAUAAUUAGAGAAGAAAAACAUCAACAACAAACUGAUUUAUUUCAGAGCAUCUUAUGAUAAAGGUGGAUAUUAUAGAAGAAGCUGUUCAUGAUGAAAAUCACUGUCCUGGGUGUCCCUGCUUUGUUUCCAGCUCAAAGCAAAAUGAAGGUCCAUUACCUGCCUAUAAUUUGGGAAAAACGAACAGUUUGGAUACCACUUACCUGUUGUUUUUUUUUUUUUAUUACUACUAUUCUGUUUCUUGUUCCAGCUGUGCUUGUAUCCCUCUUAGCACUUCCACUUUUAAAUCCUGUGAGUUAAUUCUGUCCUUAAAUCAGUGCAGUUAUUCCAAAUACCAGAACCAUUGGAUCGUCCAACCAGAGUCGUUGCGGUCCAACAGAAGCUCUAUUUUUCUGAGGUUUUACAUUUGUUUCCCAGUGGGAAGCUGAGACGGGUUAAUGGUUCAGUCUGUUGUUUGCCUUCGUUAAUUAACACUGUACAGACCUGAAAGUGCCAUAGAGGAAACCCUGAAAGUGUGUGUUGGAGGUUGUGUAGUGAAUGGAUGAAUUGAAAGGUGCCUGGAUUUUAAAACCACUUUGAGGUGCUAUACUUUGUACUGACACCCUGUUCCUAAAGUGCUGAUGACACCACCGAGUCCUGCCAGUCAUUCUGACACAUACACCAGGCAGCAUCUUCGCUCUGCGAUUAAUCUGAGCAUUGAGCCACUGACAUUCUGGCGUUUUUCUUCUUGGUACGGGUAUAAAAAUCGUUUUAAAUGGAUUUCAAACCAAGAAUUUUGCGGCUGUAGCACAGCCUUGGAAGUCAGCGGCCAUCAGGAUGCACUUUGAGCAGCGUGUUGUACAUUAACGGUAAUAGGAAAUCUAAUGAGGCUGCCGCUCCGUAGAUUUUAUUUUAUAGCAUGGUUGGUGCAAAAACUUUAGUAUCUAACAUCAAUCCAAAGGGAUAAUGUAGGUGGAAGUGGCGCUGAAAGAUAGGUGUAUGUUUGUAAUUAAGGUUUAGAAAAAUGAGUGAAAGCUGUGUAAAUAUGAUCAGGAAUCAUUUUGUUUUUUGUGGUUGUGCUAAAGAGGGUGUUUGUAUGGGUGAUGGGUUUUAAACGUCUUCCUCCUCCCCUCCUGUUUUGUGUUCCUUGCACCUUGCCCCCAUACAAAAAUAAGAGAAAAGCAGAACCUCCAUCGCAUAUGAAAAAUGAGAAACUAGAUCAGACAAAAACCAACCAGGAUGAAAGCCUCGGUGAGGUCUGCUCAGCUUCUUUUCAUUAUCCUUGCUUCAAAUAUUGGACAUUGAUUAUAAGAAAAUUAAUAAAGAAUUUUUAAAAUGAA
This is a messenger RNA of Xiphophorus hellerii (green swordtail), 4788 nucleotides long. It is a transcript of the gene coro1ca, whose product is annotated as coronin, actin binding protein, 1Ca. The coding region runs from base 123 to 2396 and encodes 757 amino acids. The transcript has 11 exons. The record is from RefSeq and is a predicted model, not a curated record. Gene Ontology annotation, molecular function: actin filament binding. NCBI's taxonomy places the organism in Eukaryota, Metazoa, Chordata, Actinopteri, Cyprinodontiformes, Poeciliidae. Gene Ontology annotation, biological process: neural crest cell migration; actin filament organization.